AUGCACGCGAUGUCGCGCAAUUUGUCUUAUGGUGCAUCGUCUCAAAAAUUGCAUGCUGAUGCAGCGAAUAAUGUGCGACAUGAUGGCAUAAUGAAUUCUCGCAGGAGUGUUACAUCAUAUUCUUCGAAAAUGUCAUCGAGCUCAAGACCUCGUGGAAUAUUGCGACGCGUGAGGCAUCAACAACCUAAACGGCCGUCAAAAUUCAUGGAUCUCAAUAUUAUAAGCUUACCUUCAAGUGCGGUAUAUGAAUCCAGACAGCAAAAUGGCUCGCAAGUGAAGCAAUCAAGAAAACUCGGAAAUCGGCACGAAACUACCAGUUGGUCUCGCAGUAUUGGUUGUAGAAGAAGACGGAACUAUAAUAAUGAUGAAGAUGACUCGGAUAAUCUGGGUUUGUUGUCGGAAAAAAGAACUAACACACCAAAAAAAAUUGGACCACGCCUGAAUUCAAAUGACUCUUCUUCUUCUUCAGUUUCUCUGCUUGUUCCAUCAGUAUCAGCAGGUCCACUAUUGCUGCGAAAUUCAAGUUUAGAAACGAGACAACAAAAUUUAGUUGAUGAAUCUGGAUCUUCUCAACAAGGAACCUCAUCCUCUGUGGUUGACUCAAGAAGAACUUGGUGGGAUACUGAACAUGAAUCUAAUACAAAUAAAAAUAAAAAUCGCAAAGAAUAUAAUCGUUAUCGUGAUUCAUCAUCAGGAAGUACGGAAGAAGAGUAA
Messenger RNA from Thelazia callipaeda (thelaziosis nematode), 714 nucleotides. The record is from the annotation of a GenBank genome assembly. NCBI's taxonomy places the organism in Eukaryota, Metazoa, Nematoda, Chromadorea, Rhabditida, Thelaziidae.